Ceratotherium simum simum (southern white rhinoceros) is the source of this 663-nucleotide messenger RNA. NCBI's taxonomy places the organism in Eukaryota, Metazoa, Chordata, Mammalia, Perissodactyla, Rhinocerotidae. The record is from RefSeq and is a predicted model, not a curated record.
CGCCGGGCCCCGCCCCCGAGCCCGACACGCACUUCCGGCGACGCCUCGGCGGGGCCAAAGCUCAGCCGGAGCGGGCGCGCCGGGGCCUCGGGGAUGGACGCGCUGGCGGUCCUGAUGCAGGACCUGCUGACCCGGAACCAUGCCCUGCGCAGAGAGAACAACGAGCUCAUGGAGCAGGUGCGGCGGCUGCUGUGUGAGAAAGCCAACCUGCUGGCCCAGGUGCGUCCGUGCCCGGUGGCUUUUCCCGAAACCUUUAAAGGCGACUCCGCCCGGCUGCCCGAGUUUUUGAUCCAAGCGGCCUCUUACAUGAGGUUCUUCGAGGGCAGAUUCUCGAACGACACCCUGAAGGUGGCGUUUCUUAUCAGUCGCCUCAGUGGGGCGGCAGAAGAGUGGGUAGCCCCGUACAUCGAGAGGGAGAGCCCCAUCCUGGCUCAUUACGAGGGCUUCGUGGACGCGCUGAAGCGGGCCUUUGGCAGAAAUGGAUAGAAAGCAACCGGGCCGGGACCCCUUGUGUCGGGAGGGACGGCUUCGAGCCACUGCGCUCGCCACAAGCCCAGCACUCCUUGGCUUUGAUUCACGAAGAGCGCUCCACUUCCCAGCUGCUGGCACCCGAGCCUGGCUGGGAAGCUUGGUCGCCGCCUGUUCUUGCCAACCCCACUGCCU